Molecule: messenger RNA, 1401 nt
Organism: Pararge aegeria (speckled wood butterfly)
Lineage: Eukaryota; Metazoa; Arthropoda; Insecta; Lepidoptera; Nymphalidae
Product: ribosome biogenesis protein BRX1 homolog
Exons: 5
Coding region: 98-1207 (369 amino acids)
Biological process (GO): ribosomal large subunit assembly; rRNA processing
Cellular component (GO): nucleolus
Molecular function (GO): rRNA binding
Source: RefSeq, a predicted model, not a curated record
CUCGUAUGUACUAUUUUGCAGUUAUAUCUUUUUGUUUACGAGUAGGUAACAAGAGUUGUGUGCGACCACGUGUUGUUAAAAAUAAUAUUGGCUAAAUAUGGCUAAAAUAAAAGUAAAGAAGAGCAAAAAGCAAGUUAACCAAGUAAAGGAAGCACCCAAGGAAGAGAAUGUACUCGUACUACCGCCUGUGCGAAUGUCUAGCGACCCUACACCAAAGCAGGUUAAAUGGAUAAAUAGGCAGCGAGUGUUGGUGUUCGCUGCACGAGGUAUCAACCACCGUCAUCGGCAUUUAAUGGAAGAUCUUAAGAAUUUAAUGCCUCACCACAAAAGUGAAUCUAAAAUGGAGCGAAGCAAAAACUUGUAUGUGGUUAAUGAAAUAAGUGAAAUGAAGAACUGCAAUAAAUGCAUUUUGUUUGAGGGCAGGAAAAUGAGAGAUUUGUAUCUAUGGCUUGCAAAUAUCCCAAAUGGUCCUAGUGCUAAAUUUUUAGUUGAGAAUAUUUACACAAUGGGUGAACUUAAGAUGACUGGUAACUGUCUCAAAGGGUCCAGACCACUUUUAUCAUUCGACCCUCAGUUCACAAAAGAUGCUCACUAUAGUCUUUUAAAAGAACUUCUCGUACAGAUAUUUGGAGUUCCAAAACACCAUCCUAAAAGCCAACCGUUCUUUGACCAUGUUUACACAUUUAUGAUUUUGGACAACAGGAUUUGGUUUAGAAACUACCAAAUAUUAUCUGAGGAUGGGGCUCUUGCAGAAAUAGGCCCUAGAUUUGUUCUGAAUCCAGUGAAAAUAUUUUCCGGAUCAUUUGGUGGAUCUACACUAUGGGAAAACCCAAAAUAUGUGACCCCAGCAAAACUCAGACAGGCAUACUCUAAGAAAGCUGCAAACAAAUAUGAGAGGAGGAUUGAAAAGAAAGUAAUGAAUGAAGCCACAAAACCAGAAACUGGUUACCCAGAUAUAGAGGGAGCAGAGUUCUUUAAGGGAGAUCCCUUGAAAAAAGCUGAAGAUGUGUUAAUGGAAGAACAAAUUAAGGAAGAGCCUGAAGAAAAUGAGAAUAAUGGUGUACCUGAACCAGUUUUCAGCAUGAGAAAAUCUAAAAGCAAACCUGACAUGGCCAUCAGGCGUAAACAACUUAAAGCCAAGAGCAAGGCUAUUUCAGAUCAAAUAAAGAAAAGAAAACAAUUUAAGAGGAAAAAACCAGUGAAAUAAGUAAUAAAAAAAUAUAUCCACACUCAUUGUUUUAUUGAGAGAUCGAAUUAGAUAACAACUAUAGUGAUUUAACAAUUAUAGUGAUAAUGGAAGGAUACAAUUUGAGGUAGAAAAAUUAAAUUAUUUUCCAAUAGAUUUCCAUUGCAACACUUGCUCAUAUAAUACUUUUAAUGUAAAAAAAUUCUUAUGCAAAA